GACAUUCCAUGGAUCAACCAGACGAAACCAAAAUUCCCUAAGAAGAAGAGUAAUCAUAACUUUGAUGGUUCCCGAUAUUUUUGCAUACAAAUUUAAAGUUCGGAUUAGUUGGUGAAUUAAAUCAGUGAUUCGGUGAAUUUGUUGUGAAUAAAACCCGUGUGAAUGUUCGUGGCAGUAAUAAAUAAUGGGGAAUCAGCUGAAAUACGUUGAAAAUUAGGACAAGGUUUAUACCAAGCAGCCAAUCUGUGAAUUAAAUAAUGAUAAUGUUUGUGAAUAUUGUGUUUAUUCUUCGAAUUGUCGAUUAUUUGAAAGUGUGAUUUGAUGAAAUUUUGAUAUAUUUUUGCAUUGGAUCAUCGUGAAACAUGCCCACGUUAAUAGGAGUUUCUGAAUUUGUCGAGGAAACCAGAGAUGACUACAAUUCGCCUAUUACAUCAACAUUUGUUUCGCGAAUGCAACAAUGUAGAAAUACUAUUACCACAUUGGAAGAGACUCUUGAUUACGACAGAGAUGGGUUAAACAAAAUGAAAAAAGCUGUUAAAGCGAUUCACACAUCGGGAAUUUGCCAUGUUGAUAACGAGUCAUGUCUAGUCAAAGCCCUAGAAAAAAUAGGCCAGAAUGCAAUUACAAAAGAACAUGAAGAAACUAUAGGCAAUGCAUUUAUUAAGUUUGCCGUUGUAACGCAAGAACUGUCUGCCCUUAUGAAGACUUUAAUGCAGAAUUUGAACAAUAUCGUAAUGUUCCCCUUGGACAGUUUGUUGAAAGGGGAUUUGCGCGGAGUAAAAGGGGAUCUGAAAAGACCCUUUGAUAAAGCUUGGAAGGACUAUGAGAGCAAGUAUGCUAAAAUUGAGAAAGAGAAGAAGCAACAAGCGAAGGAAGUUGGAUUAAUCCGAUCAGAAAUUACUGCUGCGGAAAUAGCUGAUGAGAUGGAAAAAGAGCGACGUCUCUUCCAGCUGCAGAUGUGCGAAUAUCUCAUUAAAUAUAAUGAAAUCAAAACCAAGAAGGGAAUAGACUUACUUCAAAGUCUUGUGGAAUAUUAUCAUGCUCAAACCAACUACUUUCAAGACGGUCUAAAGACAAUAGAACAUUUUGGAAAUUAUGUCGCAGAUUUAAGUAUAAAAUUGCAGAAAAUCAAACAGGCUCAAGACGAAGAAAAGCGAAAGUUGACCGAUUUGAGAAAUCUCAUUAAGUCUACUCCGAAUUUGGACAAAGGAGAUCCAUGCUCUCAAUUAGACAAAGGAGCUGCAGGCUACUCACUGCAUCAAUUGCAAGGCGAUAAGCAUCAUGGGGUUACCAGAACGGGGCAUUUACUGAAAAAGUCUGAAGGAAAAAUGAGGAGAGUUUGGCAAAAAAGAAAAUGCAGAGUACAAGCCGAAGGCUACUUAGAGAUCUGCCAUGCCGAUGAAACCAAACCUCCUACAAGAGUGAAUCUACUGACGUGUCAAAUAAAAAUUGUCCCAGAUGAUAAGAGAGGAUUUGAUUUGAUAUCCUACAAUAGAACGUACCAUUUUCAAGCGGAAGACGAAGCUGAUCAGCGAGCAUGGAUGUCAGUAUUAAUAAACUGCAAAGAGAUGGCCCUAAUGAAGGCUUUUGACGACAGUGGAAAAACCGGAAGGGAUAAAGUGAAUAGUUUUAGGGAACUGCAACAGGCCAUCAUCAAGUACAUACAAAAGAUACCUGGAAAUGAUACAUGCUGUGAUUGUAAUUCGCAAAAUGAUGCAACCUGGCUUUCGACGAACUUUGGCAUUAUAGUUUGCAUAGAAUGUUCAGGAAUUCACAGAGAUUUAGGUGUACAUAUUUCUCGGAUUCAGUCUCUAACUUUAGAUAAUGUGGGAACUAGUCAGUUAGUAUUAGCUAGAUUUAUGACGAAUCAUAUGUUCAAUGACAUUAUGGAAGCCCGCUUAUCACCAAACGAUAAACCAGAUCCUUCUAGCUCAAUGGAGGAACGACUUGGUUUUAUUCGGGCGAAGUAUGUGGAAAAACGGUUUGCCAUGACAACGUGCUCCUCUGAAAGGGAAAAGCUAUUCGAGCUUGAAGAAGCUGUUAAUCGAAGCGACUUGGGCUUGUUGCUGCAAGUGUUUGCAGAAAACGUUGAUUUGGGGGCCUGCUUACCAUCAUCCAAAUGUGGUGAAACAGCUUUGCACCGAGCCAUAAUAAACGAAUCGGGUAGAUCCCUUCACAUUGUGGACUUUCUGAUUCAGAAUAUGUCGAACGCAGCUUUGGAUAAAGUCACGCAUCCAUCGCCUAUCCCGGAAAUUAGCGGCUGUGAUACCGCGUUGCAUUUAUGCGCUUUGUAUGAUAAAGUUGAAUGUAUGAAAUUACUGCUGCGCAGCGGUGCUGAUGCAAAUAUACGAAACUCGCAUAAUAAAACACCAAUGGAUAUAGCGCAGGAAUUCGGGAAUCCAACUUGUCAAGAGCUGUUGCAAAAUGCUGCUAAUAGACUGAAGAAUUACUUCGAUAACAUCAAUAUAGACUGGAAUUUAUCGCACGACGAUGGAUCUACUGAUUUUUCUGAUGAUGAAACGAUCAUUGAGGAUCGAAAUGGGUCUCUAACUCCCGAGAAGAAAAACAGGUCUCGACCACCGAGUUACUCAGCUCCCAGUGUUCAUGGUAGCAUCAAAAAGAGGGUAGCUCCUUUGCCGCCUCCCACGAAUUCGGGGCAGUACGGUACUCUCCCCAGUAGUCACAGUAGAACUCCUUCAGAUCCUAUAGCCGCAGGAUAUCAUACAUUAAAUCACACUCACAGACGUUCUCCAAGUAGCGAUUCGAGUUCGAGCAGAUCUGUGAUACCCAUUGGAAGCAAGCUAGUCAUGCCGGAUUGUAAAAAUAUAGAUAAAAUGGCAAUGUUGCGGAGGCCGCAGAAUCCUCCACCUCCCGCACCUUUGAACCGACUUUCAAAUGGCCGAUCUAACGAAAGCAUUUCUUCAAUGGCUUCAGAUCUAGACGUAUCUGGAAUGAGCCAUAAUCCAAUUCCGCCGCCCCGCAGGAGACGGAAAUGCCGUGUGGAAAGUUUUACUGAAGAGAAUGAUUCUAGUCUGGCAUCCGACUCUCCGCCACAAAGAGUGUCAUCUAGUCCGAUAUCAACAGUAUGUUCACCUCGUUCGGUGCCCCCUGGUCGUUUAUCAUACACUUCAAAUGGAGGAGCAGGUUUGAGAAGGUGUAAAGCGUUGUAUGAUUGCGCUGCUGAUAAUGAAGACGAACUAUCUUUCCAAGAAGGAGAAAUAAUUAUCGUUGUGAAUGAGCAGACAGAUGACGAUAAUUGGAUGGAGGGAGUACUUGAAAAUGAGCCUGAUAAAAGCGGUAUGUUUCCCAUAAGUUUUGUUCAUAUGCUACCUGAUUAAUGACCGCUAAGCGCACAGCUUGGAUGUAAAUAUUAAGAAGUUCAAACGUAUAUUUUUGUGUCAUGUGAUCUACGAACACGUAGGAAGCUCAGAAGCUAUAGUUCUGCUGUUAGUUGUUUGUCUAGUUCUAAUCCGUCAGAAAUUAUACGUGUGUUUGCUCAUUGUCUAUUAAAUACUGAUUAAAUUUUGCUGAAAAAAAUGAAUGCGUUUAAACAAAGCUAAUGUAAAUGUCAGCACUGUUAAUUCACCACACAUAUAACCGUUAACUUCUUAAUUCUUAUGCCAACCUUCUUUAAAACAAAGUAUUUUCUUCAUUAAAUUAAAUCCUAAUCGGCUUAGUACUUUGGGACGAAUUAUUGUCCUUGCAUUAAGGAGUUGUUCUGUAUCAUAUAUACUAUUAUUGUCUCCUGGCGGAAAAUAUAGCAGUGUAGCUAUAGUAAAAAUAAUAUAUGUAAAAAUGUAAUUACUUACUUCGUUUUUUUUACUUUACUUUUUCAUUAUUUAUUAACUUACGUGUACGUCAAGGGAAAAACCAGCGCAUCUAUAAAACUCAUAAAGUAUGAGGCAUUUUUCAGUUCUUAAAACUCAACGGGCAGUUUGAUGUAGAAUUCAAAAGCUGAUGUUUUGUGUGAUUUUUUAUAUUCAAGUAAAGAUAUAUUCUUGUACACGGUGGUUUAAGUGUGAGACUUUUCAAUUGUAACUUCAAACAAAAGAUGCGUAACAAGUCAUUUGUAGUAUUUGAUUUUUCAUCGAAGGUUAUAUCUUUAUUCGGAUCAUGUUAUUUUAUUGCCAUAUAGUUGAAUUGUGAAAGUAUUACUGUACCGAAAUAACGUAUAUUGAUAGUUUACUGUGUCUUUUACCAUGAAUACACGUUAUUUUUGUAGAAAAGCAUUAUUAUAGAUUCAUUGUGAAAUAUUUUAAAACCAAAGAUAAUAGGAAAGCUAUCUGACCAGUUUUCUUUAAUUGCUUAUUGUAAAAACUGAAAUAAAAUUAUAAUACCUAUAUCUGACUGGUUUA
This is a messenger RNA of Dendroctonus ponderosae (mountain pine beetle), 4355 nucleotides long. It is a transcript of the gene Asap, whose product is annotated as arfGAP with SH3 domain, ANK repeat and PH domain-containing protein. Gene Ontology annotation, cellular component: cytoplasm. The transcript is spliced from 16 exons. Gene Ontology annotation, molecular function: protein binding; GTPase activator activity. Bases 363 to 3338 code for a protein of 991 amino acids. Lineage: Eukaryota; Metazoa; Arthropoda; Insecta; Coleoptera; Curculionidae. Gene Ontology annotation, biological process: positive regulation of GTPase activity. The record is from RefSeq and is a predicted model, not a curated record.